UGCUACUGUCUCUUUAAGAAGGCAGGGUUCCACAGAAAGUGACGUUGCGCGUACGUGCCGCGUGACCUCAGUUUCUUAAGCAAGACCGGGAACAGCCUAUGCACGCGAACCGAGAACUCUGCCUGAUUACAGCCUUUCAGUGUUUCCAUCAUGCCUGCUAAGAGGAGCACCAACAAAAGGAAGUCUGAUGCUGUAGUUGAGGAUGAUAAAGGACCAAAGAAAGUGAAAGUUUCCCACAGGAGUCAUGGUAAAGAAGCUGGUCAAGUUCUUGUUCUGGGUCAGGGAGACGUUGGACAGUUGGGUCUUGGCCAGGACAUCAUUGAGAGGAAGAAACCAGCCCUUGUUCCCCUGCCAGAGAAAAUUGUGCAAGUGUUUGCUGGAGGCAUGCACACUGUGUGCCUAAGUGAAACCGGCACAGUUUACACUUUUGGCUGUAAUGAUGAAGGGGCUCUUGGGAGAGACACGUCUGAGGAGGGGUCCGAGAUGGUUCCAGGAAAGGUGACGCUGAAUGAGAAGGUGGUCCAGGUCUCAGCUGGGGACAGCCACACAGCCGCACUCACAGAGGAUGGAACUGUGUACAUCUGGGGCUCCUUCAGGGAUAACAACGGGGUUAUCGGUCUUCUGGAGCCCAUGAAAGCAUCUAACCUUCCAGUCAAAGUCCCCAUGACGGACACUGUUAUGAGAAUUACAUCAGGUAAUGACCACCUGUUAAUGGUUACACUGGAGGGAAAUCUUUACUCUCAUGGGAAUGCAGAGCAGGGGCAGCUGGGAAGAGUGCCUUGGUGUUUUUCAGACAGAGGAGGCAGACGAGGCCUUGAUCAACUGCUGCAGCCACGGAUGGUUUACUUCAAAAAGAAAGUUUCCUUCGUUGAUGCUUUCUGUGCCUCGUACCACACCUUUGCUGUGUCAAGUGAGGGGCACGUUUAUGGAUUUGGACUCUCCAACUACCACCAGCUGGGGAAUAAAAGCACCAAACCGUGUUUCUUCCCGGUGAAACUGACUUGCUUCAAAAACUCGACCACCUCCUGGGUGGGCUUCCAUGGAGGACAACAUCACUCACUCUGCCUUGACGCUGAAGGUCAGGUUUACAGCCUGGGCAGAGCAGAGUAUGGUCGUCUUGGUCUCGGUCCAAACGCUGAAGAGACAACUGAGCCACAGCCUGUGACAGGGAUGGAACCGGCCAGCGGAGUGACAUGCGGGGCCUCUGUAAGCUUCUCUGUCACCAGAGAAGGGUCUGUGUACGCCUGGGGCAUGGGCACCAACAUGCAGCUCGGCACCGGGGAGGAGGACGACGAGUGGAGUCCUGUGAAGAUGACGGGCAAGCAGCUGGAGAACCGUGCAGUACUGAUGGCCUCCAGUGGAGGGCAGCACACAGUCCUUCUGGUCAAAGACAAGCAGGAGAGCUGAUGUCCCCCUGAGGCUGAGAGCGAUGGGGGAUCUUUGGAUCAGUUUUGAGGUGGCCUUGUUCACGGUGCCUAAACCUGGGGAAGGGCUUAGUCUUAAAUUGACUGUCUGAGCCAGGGGGAGCUGGGGUAGAGAGGUUCAGGCUCUUUUAUAAGAACUCCUCUCUUCCUGGUGUGGGGUAACAUUCAUGGAAGUUUGGUAGAUCAUGACAAAUGAGAGACUAUUUUUUUUAUCCAGUAUUUGAUGUUCCCUUUGAUUUUUUUCUUCAUAAAGAGUCGUUAGUGUGACUGUAAGAUGACGUGUUGGUGAAUGUGGCGGUUUGCAUGUAAGGAAAGAAAAUGAGUGCAAGCCUUUUAAUGACUUCUCUGAAAAAUAGUCUUUUAAAAUGUUUUCUCCUCUUCAAAGCAGCAUCUCCUCCGACCCUGUUUCAAAUGGGACAUUUCUAGACAGUGAGUUUAAUGUGAGACUACUGUUCAUUUUACCAAGGACACACACAGUGUUUCCAAUUAGUAACGAGUCGCACUGUAUCUCAAGCAUUUUGUUGCUUUGCCUGUCUGAAAAUAAAGAUUACAUUGUAGAUUUUUUAA
Notolabrus celidotus (New Zealand spotty) is the source of this 1991-nucleotide messenger RNA. It is a transcript of the gene rcc1, whose product is annotated as regulator of chromosome condensation 1. Gene Ontology annotation, molecular function: guanyl-nucleotide exchange factor activity. Gene Ontology annotation, cellular component: cytoplasm. The coding region runs from base 151 to 1407 and encodes 418 amino acids. Lineage: Eukaryota; Metazoa; Chordata; Actinopteri; Labriformes; Labridae. The transcript has 10 exons. The record is from RefSeq and is a predicted model, not a curated record.